Molecule: messenger RNA, 1068 nt
Organism: Westerdykella ornata
Lineage: Eukaryota; Fungi; Ascomycota; Dothideomycetes; Pleosporales; Sporormiaceae
Exons: 6
Coding region: 43-1068 (341 amino acids)
Source: RefSeq, a predicted model, not a curated record
CUUUGCAACGAUCCCAGUUUCUCACAAACUUCCUCAAUCGAGAUGCAGUGGAACUCCCUCGUCGCCCUCGCGCUCGUCGCACCCAGCCACGCCCUGAUCCGUUUCGGCUGCUCCCAACUCGUCGUCGACCGCCUAGAUCCCCUAGUCAACCCCGGCCUUACUCCCUCACCACAUCUCCACCAGAUUAUAGGCGGAAAUUCCUUCCAACCGAGCAUGAAACCCGGCGAACACGACCUCGCCGCCCUCUCAACCUGCACAACCUGCCAACCCUCUGACGACUUCUCCAACUACUGGACCGCAGCCCUGUUCUUCCGCGCCAGGAACGGCACAUACAAGCGAGUCCCUCAGAAGGGGAAUGUCGGGUUCGAAGGCCAAAAGGGUGGAAUGACGGUCUACUACAUGCAGAACCACCUUGGAGAUUUCCAGCAAAAGUCGAAAGUCACGGCGUUUAAACCGGGAUUCCGGAUGUUGAUUGGUAGCCCCACUGCGAGCACAAAGGAGGAAGCGGACAAGUACCCGCAACUCACGUAUACGUGCUUGCAAGAUAUGAACACGCGGUUCCCCGAGACGAAGGACUUCCCGAAGAAGCCUUGUCCUGCGGGUAUCAUGGUGAACUUGCGAUUCCCCACAUGCUGGGACGGCGUCAACGUCGACUCCCCCGACCACAUCUCCCACAUGUCGUACCCAGCCAACGGAACCUUCGAAUCGCAAGGGCCGUGCCCGGCCUCGCACCCCGUGCGCGUACCCCAGCUCAUGUACGAAGUCAUCUUCGAGACCAAAGCGUUCAACAACAAAGCCGACUGGCCCGCCGACGGAAGCCAACCGUUUGUGUGGAGCUUCGGUGACAGGACCGGCUACGGCAACCACGGCGACUACCUCUUCGGCUGGAAGAACGACUCGCUCCAGAAGAUCAUGGACGAGGAGUGCUAUGUCAAUUGCCAGACGAUGAAGACGCAGCCCAUUUCGGCCAUGAAUGCUUGCUCGGUGGGGAGGAAGGUGGAUGAGGAUAUUGGGGAUGGUGGAUGGAUCGAGUCGUUGCCUGGUGUGCCGAAUAGCAAGAUCCGCUAG